This is a messenger RNA of Heterobilharzia americana, 904 nucleotides long. NCBI's taxonomy places the organism in Eukaryota, Metazoa, Platyhelminthes, Trematoda, Strigeidida, Schistosomatidae. The record is from the annotation of a GenBank genome assembly.
AAAGUCAUCAACUUAAUUUAGGGAAACUGUUGAUAAAAGACGAAGAAUAACCAUAAUUGCGUUUAAUCAAAGUCUUGGAACCAUGGAUAGAAGGCCAUCAGGAUUCUCAAAAGUACCAUUAGUCAAUGCACGUUCUGUCCUAAUCGCUAUAGACGGUUCUGAACAUUCAAAGAGAGCAUUCCAGUAUUAUUUAAAAUGGCUUCAAAGACCAGAUGAUGCAGUCACAAUAUUUCAUGCAGUUGAACCUGUCUCUUUACCAAGUUUCUCUCUAAUGAAUCCAAUGGGUAUACCAAGUGAUGAAUGGUCAAAUAUUGUACAAAACAAUGUGAAACGUGUCCUUGAACUUGAAAAUGAUUAUAGUACAGAGUGUUUAAGUCAAAAUUUAACUUAUCAAUUCCUUUAUGAAUCUGUUGAUCAUAUUGGUUCAGCCAUUGUUCAAAAGGCUGAAAAGUAUAAAGCAAAUUUAUUGAUUAUUGGAAGUCGAGGACUUGGUGCUAUUAAACGUACAAUUAUGGGCAGUGUUAGUGAUUAUGUUGUCCAUCAUGCAAAUACAACUGUCUGUGUUGUUCCAUCUAUGGAUGAACCACAGGAUACAUCAUAAAAUGUUUUCAAUGAACACUCUUCUACAAUCAACAUUCAGGCGAAUAAUAUUUAAUAAUGUACAAGUACACAUUAGUGCAUAUCUGAAUUUUAUAGUUCAUUAUAGUGAUGUGUUACUUAACAAUUCAUCCCACUACCGUAAAACUUUAUCUUGUUUCAUUUUUAUUGAUUUUUCAAAAUUUCUUUUGUCAUUAUUAUUACUAGCAACACUUGGUGUAUUUUAGCUAGUAAGCUAAAAUUGAUGGCUUUUUUUGUAAAACAAAAAACUGAAUUUCUUCGUAAUAAUGAAUUUCAUUUUAUCUUA